Messenger RNA from Pimephales promelas (fathead minnow), 3788 nucleotides. RefSeq names its product activin A receptor type 1Bb (gene acvr1bb). Gene Ontology annotation, biological process: cell surface receptor protein serine/threonine kinase signaling pathway; cellular response to growth factor stimulus; protein phosphorylation. NCBI's taxonomy places the organism in Eukaryota, Metazoa, Chordata, Actinopteri, Cypriniformes, Leuciscidae. Gene Ontology annotation, molecular function: ATP binding; transmembrane receptor protein serine/threonine kinase activity. The record is from RefSeq and is a predicted model, not a curated record. Gene Ontology annotation, cellular component: plasma membrane; signaling receptor complex.
GUCAGCGGAGUUCACGCGCAUUCUCAGUGCGAUGGGAGUCCUGUGAGGAGGAUGGACCCUCGGCAAAUACUGCGACUCUUGGUCGUUUUAUCGGGAUUAAACGGAGCGUGUGAUGCUCUGUUCUGUAACUGCACUACACCACACUGUGCGAAGGAUGAUUUUAAGUGCGAGACCAACGGGGCGUGCGUGGCCUCCACCUCUGUCAUUAAAGGACAGGAGCAACACGUGCGGCUCUGCAUUAAGAAAGAGAAGCUGAUUCCUCCGGGCCAGCCAAUCUACUGCCUCAGCACAGAGGGACUGGUGAACACACACUGUUGCUACUCGGAUUACUGCAACAGCAUUGACCUCAGAGUACCAACAGUGACGAACGAACCGGGCACAGAACAGGACUGGGGGCCGGUGGAGCUCACGGCAGUGGUGGCGGGUCCGGUCUUUGUGCUGUGUGUGCUGGUUCUGCUGGGUCUCUUCCUCUUCCAGCACCACCAGCGAGCUUACGGCCACCGGCAGAGGCUGGAGGUGGAGGAUCCCAGCACUGAACACAUGUUCCUGGCCAAGGACAAGACCUUGCAGGACCUCAUCUAUGACCUCUCCACCUCAGGAUCUGGGUCAGGUCUGCCACUGUUUGUCCAGAGGACAGUGGCCCGUACUAUAGUGCUGCAGGAGAUCAUCGGUAAAGGGCGCUUCGGGGAGGUGUGGAGGGGGAGGUGGAGAGGAGGUGACGUCGCGGUGAAAAUCUUCUCCUCUCGUGAAGAACGCUCCUGGUUUCGUGAAGCUGAAAUCUACCAGACCAUCAUGCUCCGCCACGAGAAUAUUCUGGGUUUCAUUGCGGCCGACAACAAAGAUAACGGCACAUGGACUCAGUUGUGGUUGGUGUCAGACUAUCAUGAGAACGGAUCCCUGUUUGACUAUCUGAACCGAUAUUCAGUCACCAUCGAGGGCAUGAUCAAACUGGCACUGACGGCUGCCAGCGGCCUGGCACAUCUGCAUAUGGAGAUAUUGGGCACUCAGGGUAAGCCUGGCAUCGCUCACCGUGACCUGAAGUCCAAGAACAUCCUGGUGAAGAAAAACUGCACGUGUGCAAUCGCUGAUCUCGGCCUGGCAGUUCGUCACGAGUCCGUCUCUGACACCAUCGAUAUCGCCCCCAACCAACGCGUCGGCACUAAGAGGUACAUGGCACCUGAGGUUCUGGAAGAGAGUAUAAACAUGCGUCACUUUGACUCGUUUAAAUGCGCCGAUAUCUACGCUUUAGGACUCGUGUACUGGGAGAUCGCUCGCCGCUGCAAUGCUGGAGGAAUUCACGAAGAGUACCAACUGCCCUACUAUGACCUGGUGCCCUCCGAUCCAUCCAUAGAAGAAAUGAGGAAAGUUGUGUGUGACCAGAGGUUACGACCCAACAUACCGAACUGGUGGCAGAGCUAUGAGGCGCUGCGUGUGAUGGGGAAGAUCAUGCGCGAGUGCUGGUACGCGAACGGCGCCGCGCGACUGACGGCUCUCCGGAUCAAGAAAACCCUGUCUCAACUCAGCGUGGACGAAGACAUGAAAAUCUGAGCGCAAACACUACCUUCAGCGAGAGAGAGUAAAACACUCCUAGGAAAGACGACGUGUACAGACAUGCUACCACUCUAAACUAUCCUGCCAGUUCAAAAAGUAUUUCCGUCCACUCGGUUGUGACGGGGCCUACCUCACCCCACCGCCAAAACUACUGAACCUACGCUAGCGUCAUCCACUCAUCAUCAUCCACUCUGUCAUGUGACGUUCAUGGUUUCUGUUCAAAAAUCAGUUUUCCCCAAAGAUUAUUUUCCAAACACGUGCGUUUUGCCUUCUCUUAGAUCAGUUUGACCAGUUUAAGCUCUAAACCACCUCAGGUUUAGUAAACCGAGUUAAUUUGGUUUAAGGUGGGCUGAUGGCACUGCUAGUCACGUGUUCCCUUCUCUUAGCCAGUGGUUAAAGCUGUUAGCAAAACAACCUUAUUUGCACUUUAUUACGGAGGUUUCAUGAGCGUGGAUUAUAGCCAUCUUGAUUUUUGGAAUCACACACUGGCACACACACACACACACACGUCUAUUCUUACUACUGAACGGUACUACGGAUGUGUAUUUAUUUUAGCUUGUAGAUCCUUCAUAUUUUUUUAUCGCCGUUAGAUUUCCUUCUCUCCUCCAUGGGCGAAUAAAGCUACUGUACAUAGUAUAUUUUUUAAAAGUAUGGAAGUGUAAAUAGCAUACCCUUUUUUUUUUGGUUUUCAUUUCCGAAUCCUUCGUCUAAGCUAAAGUGUUUAUACGUCCCGAGCGUCGGACAGGGUCAUCUAAGAUGUGAUGUGAAGCUGCGCGGGCGCCUGGGUAAAGUACAUGCGUUUGUUUUUCAUAGCUAAACUUGUGUGUUGCUUCUCACUGUAGCAUUAAAUGACACUAAAAAUGACGAGGACACUGAUAACGCACAUUUUAUUAGUCGAGGAGACUGUUUUGUUAGGAAUAGUUGAUUAUUUAUUCACCCUCAUAUUGUUCCAAACCCUUUAUUCAGUGCAACCCAAAAGGAGACGAUGAGCAGAAUGUGCACACUGCUCUUUUCCAUGACAAAUCUGAACACUACAAGUCUGAAUUUAUAUGGACUACAUCCAUGAUGCUUUUUAGGCUUGACACUCCCAGAAUCCAAUCACUUUGAGCAUAGAUACACGUGAGUGUGAAUAAAUAAUGAUUUUAAUUUUGGCAAAAAGGCACAAUGAAUUGUAGAGGAAGUAGAUCUCAUUUUUCAUGCACUGGGCCUGUUAUGAGAGAAAACGACUUGAAAAUGUAAGCUGACUUGAAAAGUUGGGCGUUGAAGCCUCUUUACUCCUAAUACACUGUAUUUAUGACUCCAGAUUUCUACUACUGCCCUCCUGUUCCUCUCGCUUCUGAAUGAAAUAUGCAAGAUGUAAAUAUAGUUUCUAUAAUGUAUGACAUUUUUUUAAUAAUCCACUUUGAUUCUGUAGACAAGUGUGUGUAGCUGUGUUUUGUUUAAUCUGUUUUUGUGGUUUGUUUUUUAAUGUGACUCGGAUUUAAUUCAGGUUUAAUUUGUAUAGCGCUUUUAACCGUAGGAAUCGUCUUGAAGCGGCUGUACAGGGGUUUGGGUCUGUGGUCUUUCGUUUUUUAUUAUUGAUGAUUUUAUUAUCUCCCAGUGGCUCACAGACGUUUCAGGAUUAAUGUCUAGAGUAUGUGUAUGAUGUUUGACAAUCGAAAUAAGUACUGUUGUAAUCUCAUUCGUCCAUUUGCAACAAUUCAAAGUCACCUUACGCUAUUUAAUGUGUCCAGAGAAAGCCAAAUAUGAUUGCAUAGAGAUGGAAGAUGGUUACUUUGAAAUUUUUAUGUUUUUUUGUUUUUUUUUGUAAUAUUGAUCCAAAAAAAAAGGACAAACUUCCAUGUCAGCAUAUGUGAAAUGUGAUUGUAACUACUGAGAACUAUAAUACUACACUGGCACGAAUCUGUCAUGGAAAACCUUAAAGAAUUGAUAAUAAGUAAUGAGUUCUGGAUGGACCUGUGUUUGUUUCUCCUGUUAAACGAGAGUUUGUACAUAUAUUUAUAGCUUCCAGAAAGCAUUUGACGACUCGUCUCUUUCAUCCACUCGCUGUAGUGGAGACGUUCGUCGCCUGAUUUAAGAUGUGCAAACGGUCCUGGUUUCCUCUAUCCUCUGACCUCACAGCCUACCUGUAUAAUCUGCCUGUUUUUCCCAAAUCUACAUGGAUUUUCAGGAAUGUUCAGUUUCCAGUCAUGUACAUGGGUAAUUAUUAAAUGGUAAUAAACACAGAUUUUCCUACA